AAAGUAGUAGUAGAUUAGUUGGAGUUUUCUAUCUUAGUUGCUAUAGACAAACAUGUGUACGUUACAAUAGUAGCCCCAGAAUUGCCAAGGCUGCUAACAGAGUGUCGGUUUCAACUUAAAAAGAUUAAGAUUUGUCUGACCACAGCCUUCUUUCAGUCUGGCUUUUCGGAACUGAUUCCGCCACUGCUUGCUGCUUAGCAUAUUAUUAUGUUACGUAUUUCUGAAGACUUGUGUACUUCUAUGUACACAGUGAAGGUGGAAUUAGCCAUUAAUCAAUAAAGGAAGCUGUUGUUUGUUCGUGAAGAUCGAAUACAUUAAAGAAAGAUGGGGUUUUGGACGCUAUUAGAAGUGGCAUCAAUGCCAAUAUUGCAGGUGCUUUUAAUAAGCAUUUUGGGAGUUCUGAUGGCUACUAAUUACCUCAAUCUUCUUCCCCCUGAUACCCGCAAGAACCUCAACAAGAUCGUGUUUGUGGUGUUUACUCCCGCGCUUUUGUAUACAAGUCUAGCCGAGACUGUAACCCUUCAAGAUAUCAUGUCGUGGUGGUUUAUGCCGAUCAAUGCUGCGUUAACCUUUCUAAUUGGAGGGAUUCUGGGGUGGAUUGCAGUGAAACUACUUCACCCAGAACCACAUUUAGAAGGUCUUAUUAUUGCUAUGUGUUCUUCAGGAAACUUGGGAAACAUUGUCAUUAUAAUUGUUCCCGCGAUUUGCACUGAGGAAGGCAGCCCAUUUGGUGAUCAUCAAAUCUGCUCUUCUAAAGGCCUCUCCUACUCUUCUUUCUCCAUGGCCCUUGGUGGUAUAAUUGUAUGGACUUAUGCUUACCAAUUGAUACGAAGUUCUUCUAUGAAAUUUAAUGCCUCGAAAGCAUCUAAAGAGGCUGUAAUGUCACCCAAUAAAGAUUUGGAAGCAAAUGAGAGUACCCAACUACUGAAUGGACAAGUUCAGGAGUCAGCUGCAGAGGAAACAAAAAGCAAUGCCAUUGUGUACCAAGGAUCCGACAGCAAUCAGACAAACAAGCAAGAGUCGAUCUGGAAUAUAUUUACAGGAGUCAUGUACCAGAUUUUGGAGGAAAUGAUGGCACCUCCGACCCUUAGUAUGAUUAUUGGCUUCCUGGUUGCGACAGUUCCUUGGCUUAAGUAUCUUAUGGUAGGUGAAGAAGCUCCACUCAGAGUGCUCCAAGACACUGUGCAAUUACUUGGGACUGCAACCAUACCUUGCAUCACCCUCAUACUUGGUGGCAACCUUGCGCAAGGCUUACAAGACGCGAAUAUAAAGCCUCUGAUCAUAGUGGCAAUACUUUGUGUGCGGUACCUGAUCCUUCCCGUUGUUGGCAUUGGCGUGGUUAAAGUAGUUAGCAGCUUCGGCUGGCUUCCAUCAGAUCCACUGUUCCAUUUUGUCCUUAUGCUUCAGUUUAGUGUUCCGCCUGCUAUGAAUAUCGGUACAAUCACUGAAUUGUUUAAUGUUGGGCAAGCAGAGUGUUCAGUCAUCUACCUAUGGACUUACAUAGCUGCAGCCUUUGCGAUCACAAUAUGGUCGACAUUAUAUAUGUGGAUAUUGUCCUAAGUUGCAGAAACAUACAUCUCCUUAGCGAGAAUCCCCUUUGAGCCUUUUGUAUCGAUGCAUCGAGAUCUGAGGGCCGGGUGCAUAGAUUUUUAUGACAUGCUUGUGUGUAAUAUAAGAACAUUCAGAUUCAGGUAUAGGCAUUCCAGAGUGAAGAAAUAAUGUUAAAGGACUUGUACGUUGCGCAUGUAAAUUGGAUUCUGUGAAACAUAUUCAAGUGUUCUGAACAUUAGCAGUUAGCACUAUA
Messenger RNA from Daucus carota subsp. sativus, 1804 nucleotides. RefSeq names its product protein PIN-LIKES 7. Gene Ontology annotation, biological process: endoplasmic reticulum to cytosol auxin transport. The transcript is spliced from 12 exons. Gene Ontology annotation, cellular component: membrane. The record is from RefSeq and is a predicted model, not a curated record. Lineage: Eukaryota; Viridiplantae; Streptophyta; Magnoliopsida; Apiales; Apiaceae. The coding region runs from base 325 to 1560 and encodes 411 amino acids.